Messenger RNA from Capra hircus (goat), 1888 nucleotides. It is a transcript of the gene RORA, whose product is annotated as RAR related orphan receptor A. Bases 74 to 1678 code for a protein of 534 amino acids. NCBI's taxonomy places the organism in Eukaryota, Metazoa, Chordata, Mammalia, Artiodactyla, Bovidae. Gene Ontology annotation, cellular component: nucleus. The record is from RefSeq and is a predicted model, not a curated record. The transcript has 12 exons. Gene Ontology annotation, biological process: negative regulation of inflammatory response; regulation of transcription by RNA polymerase II. Gene Ontology annotation, molecular function: zinc ion binding; nuclear receptor activity; RNA polymerase II cis-regulatory region sequence-specific DNA binding.
UUGCUCUGAAAACAGAAGAUAGAGGGAGUCUCGGAGCUCGCCAUCUCCAGCGAUCUCUACAUUGGGAAAAAACAUGGAGUCAGCUCCGGCAGCCCCCGACCCCGCCGCCAGCGAGCCGGGCAGCAGCGGCUCGGACGCGGCCGCCGGCUCCAGGGAGACCCCGCUGAACCAGGAAUCCGCCCGCAAGAGCGAGCCGCCCGCCCCGGUGCGCAGACAGAGCUAUUCCAGCACCAGCAGAGGUAUCUCAGUAACAAAGAAGACCCAUACAUCUCAAAUUGAAAUUAUUCCAUGCAAGAUCUGUGGAGACAAAUCAUCAGGAAUCCAUUACGGUGUCAUUACAUGUGAAGGCUGCAAGGGCUUUUUCAGGAGAAGUCAGCAAAGCAAUGCCACCUACUCCUGUCCUCGUCAAAAGAACUGUUUGAUUGAUCGAACCAGUAGAAACCGCUGCCAGCACUGUCGAUUACAGAAAUGCCUUGCCGUGGGGAUGUCUCGAGAUGCUGUAAAAUUUGGCCGCAUGUCGAAAAAGCAGAGAGACAGCUUGUACGCAGAGGUACAGAAGCACCGAAUGCAGCAGCAGCAGCGAGACCACCAACAGCAGCCUGGGGAAGCCGAGCCGCUGACUCCCACCUACAGCAUCUCGGCCAACGGGCUCACGGAGCUUCACGAUGACCUCAGCAACUACAUCGACGGGCACACCCCCGAGGGCAGCAAGGCAGACUCUGCCGUCAGCAGCUUCUACCUGGACAUCCAGCCUUCCCCGGACCAGUCAGGUCUUGAUAUCAAUGGAAUCAAACCAGAACCCAUAUGUGACUACACACCAGCAUCAGGCUUCUUCCCCUACUGCUCUUUCACCAACGGAGAGACUUCCCCAACUGUGUCCAUGGCCGAACUAGAACACCUUGCACAGAAUAUAUCUAAAUCACAUCUGGAAACUUGCCAAUACUUGAGAGAAGAGCUCCAGCAGAUAACGUGGCAGACUUUUCUACAGGAGGAGAUUGAGAAUUAUCAAAACAAGCAGCGGGAGGUGAUGUGGCAAUUAUGUGCCAUCAAAAUUACAGAAGCUAUACAGUACGUGGUGGAGUUUGCCAAACGCAUUGAUGGAUUUAUGGAACUAUGUCAGAACGAUCAAAUUGUGCUUCUCAAAGCAGGUUCUCUAGAGGUGGUAUUUAUCAGAAUGUGCCGUGCCUUUGACUCUCAGAACAAUACAGUGUACUUCGAUGGGAAAUAUGCUAGCCCCGAUGUCUUCAAAUCCUUAGGUUGUGAAGACUUUAUUAGCUUUGUAUUUGAAUUUGGAAAGAGUUUAUGUUCUAUGCACCUGACUGAAGAUGAAAUUGCAUUAUUUUCUGCAUUUGUCCUGAUGUCAGCAGAUCGCUCAUGGCUGCAGGAAAAGGUAAAAAUUGAAAAGCUGCAACAGAAAAUUCAGCUAGCUCUUCAACAUGUCCUACAGAAGAAUCACCGAGAAGAUGGAAUACUAACAAAGUUAAUAUGCAAGGUGUCUACAUUAAGAGCCUUAUGUGGACGGCAUACAGAAAAGCUAAUGGCGUUUAAAGCAAUAUACCCAGACAUUGUGCGACUUCAUUUUCCUCCAUUAUACAAGGAGUUGUUCACUUCAGAAUUUGAGCCAGCCAUGCAGAUUGAUGGGGAACAAAACAUAUACAAGGAUCGAGCUACCCUUUGAUCAGAAAAGGCAAAGAAGGAAAUUUCAACUUGUGAGGAAACAUCUAUUGAUUGAUAGUAGCUGCCAGAAUUGCAGAAAUGAGGAUUCUCAAAGGAGUGCCAUGACUGAUCGGUGAUAUCUACUCUGAAUGUAGGAGGGGAGAAAACCUGAACUCACACCACACUUUGUCAUCUUUGCUUUAGAAAUCAUUAAAGGAGAAUGUCAAAAUGA